UACUCUAAUUAUACUCUUCCAAUAACGGCAAACCACAAUGUCGUUUUGCUUUUCAAAAUUUCAAUUUACAAUCUGAAGUCACUCUCAGGCCUCGAUAAAAAUUUCAAAACGACAAGUAAAAACACCUCAUUUUCUAAGUCCCAUAGCAUAAAACGUUCAACAACAUGUCAUUUCUUUGACACGCUUAUCCUUUCAACAUUCACCCCACGCGCCGCCUUAUUUUACUUCACGCGCCUCCUCCUCACUUUCUUCUUCUUUUUUAAAUCUUUUUUCUCUCUCUUUUUCCACUUUAGCAUCCACUUUCUCUUCUAUCUUUAUAUCUUACAAAAAGAUCUGUACUUUUCUUAACUAUUAUUUAUUGAUUUUAAUUUUUUUAUGAAUACAAAGCUUUUGAUGAUAAGUAGCAAAAGAUGGGCGGAGUUACGUCGUCAAUCGCCGCAAAGUUCGCUUUUUUCCCGCCUAAUCCGCCUUCUUACACUGUAGUAGCCGACGGCGUGCAGCUGGUUAUUCCGGAACUGCCGAGAAUUGAUGACGUGGAUGUGUUGAAGCUUAGGACUAGAAAAGGAAAUGAAAUAGUAGCGGUACAUAUAAAGCAUGCGAGAGCAACGGCUACUCUGCUUUAUUCUCAUGGAAAUGCAGCUGAUUUAGGUCAAAUGUUUGAGCUUUUUGUUGAAUUGAGUAAACGACUCCGUAUUAAUCUCUUGGGGUAUGAUUACUCUGGCUAUGGACAGUCAAGUGGAAAGCCAACUGAAUGUAAUACAUAUGCGGAUAUAGAUGCAGCAUAUAAUUGCCUCAAAGAACAGUACGGGGUUAGAGAUGAACAAUUAAUACUUUAUGGCCAAUCUGUUGGCAGUGGACCCACUGCUGAUCUUGCUUCACGAUUACCAAACUUGCGAGGUGUGGUUCUACACAGCCCAAUCUUGUCUGGAAUGAGGGUAUUAUACCCAGUCAAGAGGACAUACUGGUUUGAUAUUUACAAGAACAUUGACAAAAUUGGAAUGGUGAACUGUCCUGUUCUGGUAAUUCAUGGAACAGCAGAUGAAGUUGUUGAUUGUUCCCAUGGGAAACAGCUUUGGGAACUUUGCAAGGAGAAGUACGAACCACUGUGGAUAAGUGGGGGCGGGCAUUGCAAUCUCGAGCUGUACCCUGAAUUCAUCAAACAUCUAAAGAAGUUUGUGUUAUCACUAGGAAAAUCAAAAUCAGCCACCGGUGGUGGUAAAAGAACUGCAGACGAAGCAGAAAAACAGAACAAAGUAUCUGAGAGUGGGACAUCGGAUACCUUUGAAUUGGGCGCCGACCUUCCUGAAAUUUCUAGAAACAGUUUAGACAGUAGACUUGAGAAGUCUAAGAAGCCGAAUAAACCCGAAAAGUCAAGGAUGAGCAUGGACCGUGUGGAUAGGUUUAGGAGAAGAAAAGGGUUGUUGGUCUGGUGACUGAUUAUACCAAGAAGACUGUCUUCAACACAAUAUGUGCAUGGGAAUGCCCGAGAAGGUAAUUUAAUUUUCAUCCUUGCUUUUGUAACACACAAGAAUUUCGUUCAAAUUGUUAGAUUUGACUGUAAUUUUCCACAUAAAUCUCAUAUUUGUAUGUAUCUUUAGAAGAUAAAUUAAAAAAUCAAGCCAAAAUCGUGAUUUUAA
Messenger RNA from Mercurialis annua (annual mercury), 1637 nucleotides. RefSeq lists its product as uncharacterized. The coding region runs from base 411 to 1433 and encodes 340 amino acids. NCBI's taxonomy places the organism in Eukaryota, Viridiplantae, Streptophyta, Magnoliopsida, Malpighiales, Euphorbiaceae. The transcript has 5 exons. The record is from RefSeq and is a predicted model, not a curated record.